AUGGGUGAGCUGUGCGGUUUAAAUGAAUUCGGUUUGGGUGGCAGUAAUGCCACCCGAACCCGUCCGAAUAUCCGAUGUAGCACUAGGGUUCGCAGAGACGGACAGACGGUGACCUGUGGACUCGGGAGGGUUGCAGUUUGCUUGCUAGGAAUCGAAGGCCCUCUAUUCUCGGGGGGAUUAUUGCUGAGAAACAAGAUGGAAAGUGUUGGUGGGUCUGGAAGUCAACCUCCCUCUCAAACUGUGGAACAUGAUAUGGGAGCAGAAGCUGUAGAGAAAGAUACAUCUCAGCAGUCUUUGCCUCCAUCUGUUCCUAAAAAAAGAAAAGAGGUUGAAACCAGAUCUCCUGUUUGGGAUCACUUUGAAAAAAUCAAGAACAAAGAUAACAUUGUUGUCUCAGCAGUGUGCAUAUACUGUAAAAAGUCUUACAAAUCUGAGACCAAAAGACAUGGGACUUCUUCUUUGAGAAAUCACAUUAUGACUUGCCUAAAAAAUCCUCACUCUAAGGAUACUAGGCAAUCUCUACUCACAUUCUCUCCUGCCUCUAGUUCUGGUUUAACUGAGUCUGAAGGUGCAGAAAGGGUUUUAGGAACCUGGGUUUUUGAUCAGGAGUUGAUUAGGAGAGCUCUUUGUGAAAUGAUUAUUAUUGAUGAGCUACCUUUUAGGUUUGUGGAGGAUCAAGGUUUUAGGAAAUUUAUUCUUGUUUGCUGUCCUAUGUUCAAAAUUCCUUCUAGAUGGACAGUAAGUAGGGAUAUUCUGAAAAUUUAUUCUGAUGAGAGGGUUAAUUUGAAGAAUUUCUUUAGGACUAGCUGCCAAAGGGUUAGUAUCACUACUGAUACUUGGACUUCUGUACAAAGAAUCAACUACAUGUGCAUUACUGCACAUUUCAUAGAUAAUGAGUGGAAGCUACAGAAAAAAAUAAUUUCCUUUGUCCCUAUUUCUUCACGUAAGGGGGAAUACAUAGCUAAGGCACUGGAAAGUUGCCUACUAGAGUGGGGGUUGAAGUCAGUUUUUUCUGUCACAGUUGAUAAUGCUUCUAGCAAUAAGUCAGUUUUUUCUGUCACAGUUGAUAAUGCUUCUAGCAAUGAUACUGCCAUAGGGUUUUUAAAAAAGAAUGCUUCUAGCAAUGAUACUGCCAUAGGGUUUUUAAAAAAGAAAAUGCUGUCUUAUGAUACUGCCAUAGGGUUUUUAAAAAAGAAAAUGCUGUCUUCGGGUUCUACUGCAGUAAGGUGUAAGUAUUUGCAUAUGCGAUGCAUUGCUCACAUCCUUAAUCUGGUUGUGCAAGAUGGAUUAAAGGAAUUUGAUGAUUCUGUUAAGAAGGUAAGGGACUCUGUUAGGUAUAUGAGAAACUCUCCUGCUAGGCUCCAACAAUUUAGAGAGCUUGCUGACUUAAUUGGGGUGGAAGCCAAAAACUCUUUGGUUCUUGAUGUACCUACAAGGUGGAAUUCCACAUAUUUGAUGCUGCAUACUGCUUUGCUGUAUCAAAAGGUUUUUGAAGUGUAUGAAGAUCAUGGCCCUUCCUUCAAAUCUGAUUUGGGUGGGAAUGUUCCUAAUUUCUUGGAUUGGGAGGCAGUAGAAGGGUUGGUGAAAUUUCUGAAAUCAUUUUAUGAAAUGACUGUUAGGAUAUCUGGUUCUUUGUAUGUAACUUCUAACACUUUCUUCUCUGAAGUGUCUGAUUUAUCUUGCAUACUUACUGGUCUGGUGGGAGCUGAAUCUGAUUCUGUUAACGCAAUGGGGAUGAAUAUGAGGACCAAGUUUGAUAAAUACUGGGGUGAUCCAAACAAGAUGAAUUUUCUGAUUUUUUAUGGAAAUAUAAUGGAUCCUAGGGACAAAAUUGAAUACAUGCCAUAUCGGUUUAAUCAAUUAUAUGGUGAUGAAAAUAGCAAGUCCUUGUUUGAGAAGGUUAUGAAAGACUUGAAGGAGUUGUAUGUUGAUUAUGUGACAAGUUUCCCAGUCCAGUCUAAUCCUGUUCCUGUUGAACAGUCUGUUCCCCCUACUGUUUUGUCUGAUCUAGUUUCUGUUGGGAGACCCCAAUCUUUGUUAAAAUCCCAGUUAAAAAAACAAAGAUUGGAGAGUGGAGAAUUAGGCAGAAAGAAAACUGAGUUGGAAGUUUAUUUGAGUGAGGCAAUUAUAGAAGAGGAUGGUGAAUUUGACCUCUUGAAAUGGUGGAAGGUUAAUGCUGGAAGGUUCCCUGUGCUUUCUAAAAUGGCUAGGGAUAUACUUGUUGUUCCCAUUUCUACAGUUGCAUCAGAAUCAACAUUUAGUACAAGUGGGAGAGUUCUUGACGCAUUUAGGAGUUCUCUUACUCCUAAAAUUGUGGAGGCACUUGUAUGUGCACAAGAUUGGCUUAGGUUGCACAAUCAGCCUCUUUCGGUUGAAGAAAACAUUGAUGAGGUUGAGAAAUUUGAAAAAGAGUUCUGCACUGGAGUUGGUUCUUCCCUGCCUACAAUACUAGUAAAUUAA
Messenger RNA from Ipomoea triloba (trilobed morning glory), 2460 nucleotides. RefSeq names its product zinc finger BED domain-containing protein RICESLEEPER 2-like. Gene Ontology annotation, molecular function: DNA binding; protein dimerization activity. The transcript has 3 exons. The coding region runs from base 1 to 2460 and encodes 819 amino acids. The record is from RefSeq and is a predicted model, not a curated record. NCBI's taxonomy places the organism in Eukaryota, Viridiplantae, Streptophyta, Magnoliopsida, Solanales, Convolvulaceae.